Molecule: messenger RNA, 648 nt
Organism: Leptosia nina
Lineage: Eukaryota; Metazoa; Arthropoda; Insecta; Lepidoptera; Pieridae
Source: the annotation of a GenBank genome assembly
AUGAUAGUUGAAUCGCGAAACCUACCAGUUCCUAUAACAAUAUCUUUAAUUAAACCAAAAAAGCACUUCAUAGGCGGCGUAAGAAAACCGACUGAAGUUAAUAUUUUAAAAACUAUACGUUUUCGAAGCCGAAAGACUUUAGACGCACCUCCGCGCCAAAGAUGUAAAAUCAGAAACAUAUGCCGCUGGUACAAAAGGAAACGCGCUUUAAAGCAGUUGAUAAAAGAACACAGACGAGAGCAAGAGAUCCAGGAAAGAAAGAACUUCGAAAAGACGCGCCUAAGAGAUUUCAUUCUUUGGGAGAGUAUCAAACCAAAAGUAGAAUAUAAACCGUCAGUUGAAACGGUAAAUAAAUACAAGGCCCCAACAGUUAAAAGGAAACCUCCGCUAGAAAAACCGAUUAAAUACAAACCUCCGCCGACAGUAUUAGAAAAUCGAUACAAAUAUCAAUCCGCACCGGUUCCCGAAAAGGAGAUAACUUAUUAUAAGCCCUAUUAUGAACCAUAUGUUCCAAAAGUUGAAAAACAGCAGAAAUACAUGGAGCCUGUGAUUACAAAAGCAAGGGAUUGCGGAGGCAUUUGUUUGAAAGAAAAACCGACAAAACAAGCGCGCAAAAAAUCGAAAUCGAUAUCCGUUAAAAAGUUGUAA